Candidozyma pseudohaemuli is the source of this 1746-nucleotide messenger RNA. RefSeq lists its product as uncharacterized. The coding region runs from base 1 to 1746 and encodes 581 amino acids. The transcript has a single exon. Gene Ontology annotation, molecular function: DNA binding; DNA-binding transcription factor activity. Gene Ontology annotation, cellular component: nuclear chromosome. Gene Ontology annotation, biological process: positive regulation of transcription by RNA polymerase II; meiotic cell cycle. The record is from RefSeq and is a predicted model, not a curated record. NCBI's taxonomy places the organism in Eukaryota, Fungi, Ascomycota, Pichiomycetes, Serinales, Metschnikowiaceae.
AUGGGCGGAAAAGUCCUCCAAAGCAGCUCCAUGGCAAAUUUACCCACCGCCAAAAGGGCAGCUCCCCGCUCUCUCACCCAGUUCAAAAUAGGUCCUCCUUUCAGCCCCACCUCUUCUGUCUUACCCAUAUACUCUCUGACUGGAGCCGAAGUUGAACCGGUUAUCAACGCCAGAAGCGAUAGAGGCUUCGAUAGAGAAGAUGGCGAUUGGAUAGGCUAUAAAAGGAACUACUUUGCGUUGGUGGCCUCUUUCCACUUUCACGGUCAGUCGGUUGACAUAUGCUCUACUGAGUCCUUCUAUACUGUAGACGAAGAAGGAGAAAAGCACCAGAUCUCUUGCUUCAAGCUCGGUCUUUUUGACUACUGCUUGGAUACCGGGGAUACCGGCAAGUUUCUCGUUCAACACACAUCAAAACGAGACAAGGGGCCCCAAUUUCUGCCUCCAGUGUACAACAUUGUUCCUGGACUGCUUCCACUGCAUGGUUUCAUGAAGCUGAUCGCAAAUAUCCGGAAUCCCAACAGAAUUGACAAGUGCUACGAGCAGUUCUAUUUGACCGAGAAGGAAAGGAAUGAGGUCGAAAGUAGCAGUGCUUUGGCUUCGUACCCAGAAAAUGCAGAGAUAGCUCGUGUUGCUCGUUAUGAGAGAAUGCAGUUUCUGACGGUCAGCAAGCACUUUGUGCUUGGAUGCAAUCGAAAGUUCCGAUUGGUCAUCAGAUUGAUGUGUGAGUUGGAAAACGGCGAAACCAGGCUCUUGGCUACUUCAGAGACUCCAUGUCUCAACAUUCGUGGAAGGUCACCGAUGAACUACGUUUCGGAAGCACCAGCAGAGGCUGACAAGGAGAAUGAUUUUGGACAAAAACGCAGAUCUACUGAAAUGUCGCCAAUGGAGUAUUCAACCGCUACUGUACCGUCGAAACGUUCUUGUCUUCAUGCACAGGACCCUAGUACUUGGUUGCACCACUUGGAAGGAUUCAAAGGCAGGGAUCAAAAUCAUUCACAUGAUCACUCUGGAAGCAUUGAUAGAUCCAGCUGCAGACGAAAAAACCAGUAUCAGAUCUCCGACCCCAAUAUCGAUACUGCCCUUCUUUCCUCACCAGUGGAAUCACUGACACCAAGACAAGGCCAUAUAGUCACUUUGAAGCUUCCAGGUUCAAAACUCAAGGAUGCCUCCUUUUCGUCAAACCACUUGCAAGAGCAUGAUCCUGCCAAGGUCACACUCAACAUCAAUGGAAGUCCUAUGACCAGCAUGCCCAGCACCCCACGAGAAACAAACAGCUAUGGGUUCAGAAGCUCAGAAAUAGACCCGGCUUUUCUACAACAGGACAACGCCGUGAACGAUGCCGUGGAAGAAUACAGAAAAGUGCAGCAAGAGUUGAAGAUUCUAGCGCCAGAUCAGGAUUUCGAGCUCGACUUGCCUGUUCCUUUAACUGUCCUUCUGACCAAUGGAACCUCCGCAAAUAGCAGUUUUUUCAGGCUGCCUCCAGCCUCUAUGGGACAGCCUGAGCAGUUAUGCAAGCAUGGCUGCAAAAUGAGGACUGAGGAGCACGAAAAACUAACCAACCUUCAGUGGAUGAAUCUUCAAGCGGCCGAGCUGGAUCUGACAUCUUUCUUUGAGAAUAACACCGACUCCAGUCUCAUGAGAUUCCGCAGUCUGCUUUCCAGAAUCAAGGCAGAUAUCGCUCCUGUAACUGGAGAACUGUCACCACUCUCAGAUUUCAGCAACACCUACCUGGGGCCCCUAUGGUGA